Messenger RNA from Gossypium arboreum, 1210 nucleotides. RefSeq lists its product as uncharacterized. Gene Ontology annotation, molecular function: protein binding. NCBI's taxonomy places the organism in Eukaryota, Viridiplantae, Streptophyta, Magnoliopsida, Malvales, Malvaceae. The coding region runs from base 181 to 1074 and encodes 297 amino acids. The transcript is spliced from 3 exons. The record is from RefSeq and is a predicted model, not a curated record.
UGAUUCCAACACAUCAAACCAAAAACUAAUAUCUUUGUCGGUUAUGCAUUCAAAGCUUUUUACUUAUCUGACAACCAAUCAAUCAAUAGCUUUUGCUCUUCUUUUCUUCUUUUUUAAAUUUCAUUUAGCUCUUCUAUUAUUCUUAGUUGAAACUGGUUCAUCCUUUCGAAACAAUAAAAAAUGCUGCUGAGAAGCUCGUCAACACCAAUCUUAAACUCAUGGUGGCCAAAUUCAAAAGUCUGUUCAAUUUCAUCACCAGAACCAGAAUUUGGAGCUCUUCAAAGAACCAGCUCAAUCUCAUUUCACUCCCCUUCUUCCAAUGAUGAUCAUAAGCUUAGUAAACCACUAAACUUAGCUGACAACAGUAUCCAAAACGAUGUACCAAAACCAAGAAAAAGCAUGGGGAAAGCCAUAAUAGCAACACCUCACUCUCUCCACGAACAGGCAAAGCAAGAAACAGAUGGAGACAAAGAGUUAGAAUCAGAACCCAAAUCUUGUAGGAUACGAAGACAACUUUUUUCAAGUUCUGGGUUGGGGGAACCAGUAGGUGAUGGUGAAGAUAGUGGUGCUGUGAUGCAAACACUGGUUAUGGGCGGUGGAGAAGAAAAUGGUGGUGGUAAAAUCUGUGGAGGAGGAGGAUCAGGGGGCGGCGUUGGUGGUGUCGGGUCGGGGUUCUUUGAGAGUGAUAGCACUGACGUUUACUAUCAGAAGAUGGUUGAAGCCAAUCCUGGCAAUCCACUUUUGCUUGGCAAUUAUGCCAAGUUCUUGAAAGAGAUUAGAGGAGAUUAUAGCAGAGCAGAGGAGUACUGCGGCAGAGCAAUUCUGGCGAACCCUGAUGAUGGGAAUUUGUUGGCACUUUAUGCUGAUCUAAUUUGGCAUAACCAGAAUGACAUUCAAAGAGCCAAAAGUUACUUUGAACAAGCUGUUAAGACUGCCCCAAAUGACUGUUUUGUCAUGGCUUCAUAUGCAAAGUUUCUUUGGGAAGAAGAAGAAGAAGAAGAGAGGUAUAUACCUCCUCCUACAGAUUUCUUCCUUCCACCUCUUCAACACGCUUCCAUAGUUGCACUUUCUUAACUCUUAUGUACAAAUCACCUCCUCAUUUCAAUGUUAAAUUACAAUACUUAGUUUAUGUGAGUGUCUUCUAUUCGUUACGUAACUAUAUAUUGCAUCAAUCAUUCUGCCUGCAAAUAUAAUAAACCUACACUUACAA